AUGUGGCCUCAUCAGUUUGAGAAAUUACUGGAGUUGGUUUUACCACGACUUAUAAAACAUAGCAUAAGGAAGCCAUUGUCCCCUGAGAUCCAGCUUGCUAUAACAUUAUCAUAUUUGGCUCAAGGAGACAGCGAUAAUUCCAAAGCUUGGGAAUUCCGAGUAGCUAAAUGGCAAUUUCCCCAUUGUCUUGGUGCCUUAGAUGGAUGCCACAUUCCAAUCCGGAGUCCCCCAAACUCAGGGUCUUCUUUUUUUUGCUUGAAGAAAUAUUUCAGUAUCAAUUUAAUGGCAGUAUGCGAUGCCAAUUAUAAAUUUACGUGGGUCGAUGUGGGACAAUACGGAUCCAUCAGUGAUUCUGGUGUGUGGCUCAGUGGUAGAAAUGUUGGAUGGAGGGUAUACCUCGGGUUCCGGGGGUGCAUCAUCCACAGGAUAAAAACAGCCAUCCUUCGUGACAUGGAACCGAGGGAAGAGCUUCUCGAAAUCAUCAUCAUCAUUGUCGCUGUUUUCUUCACUUGA
Diachasma alloeum is the source of this 513-nucleotide messenger RNA. RefSeq lists its product as uncharacterized. Lineage: Eukaryota; Metazoa; Arthropoda; Insecta; Hymenoptera; Braconidae. Bases 1 to 513 code for a protein of 170 amino acids. The transcript is spliced from 5 exons. The record is from RefSeq and is a predicted model, not a curated record.